Messenger RNA from Melospiza georgiana, 1146 nucleotides. It is a transcript of the gene TPK1, whose product is annotated as thiamin pyrophosphokinase 1. The transcript has 8 exons. Lineage: Eukaryota; Metazoa; Chordata; Aves; Passeriformes; Passerellidae. Gene Ontology annotation, molecular function: thiamine diphosphokinase activity; ATP binding; thiamine binding. Gene Ontology annotation, biological process: thiamine metabolic process; thiamine diphosphate biosynthetic process. Bases 250 to 984 code for a protein of 244 amino acids. The record is from RefSeq and is a predicted model, not a curated record.
CGUCCCUGUCCCGGUCCCGGUCCCUGGUCCUGGCCGGGGGAUGUAGGAGGACGCGCGGCCGAAGGUAGCCGGGCAGUGCCGCCGCCUGUCGCCUGCAAGGGCGGGCGCAGCCGCCGCCGCGGCCGUGUGGCUGUAGGCGUUCCCCGGGGAGACCGGGAAGGGGCACGGCUGCUCCCCGCCUGCCCCCCCGCCGCCGGUCCCGCCCGGCUCUCCGUGCCUUUGGCGUGUGCCUGCCCGUGCCGCGGGGCCAUGGAGCGCGCGUUCACGCCGCUGGAAUGCCUCCUGCCCGCCGGGAACCUGAAGUUUUGCCUUCUGAUUCUGAACCAGCCUUUGAACAAAGGUCAUUUCCAUUGUCUGUGGAACAGAGCUGCCCUGAGAGCUUGUGCUGAUGGAGGUGCCAAUCAUCUCUAUGACAUCACAGAAGGGAGCCAGGAAAGCUUCUUGCCUGAUUACAUCAGUGGUGAUUUUGAUUCCAUUCAGCCUGAAGUCAAGGAGUACUACAAGGUCAAGGGAUGUGAGUUAAUUGAGACCAUGGAUCAGGACCUCACAGAUUUCACCAAGUGCCUUCAAAUACUCCAGAAAAAGAUAGAGAAGAAGGGCCUCCAGGUCGAUGUGAUUGUGGCUCUGGGUGGACUUGGAGGACGCUUUGACCAAACAAUGGCAUCGGUAGAAACGCUUUUUCAUGCAACAAAUAUCACUCCUUCUCCAGUGAUAGUUAUCCAGGAGUGCUCGCUGAUUUACCUGCUUCAACCUGGCAAGCACAAGCUGCGCGUGGACACGGGCCUGGAGGGCCCCUGGUGCGGCCUCAUCCCCAUCGGGAGCCCCUGCGAGAGUGUGACCACCACGGGCCUCAGGUGGAAUCUCACUAACCAGGUGCUGAAGUUUGGAACACUCGUCAGUACUUCCAACACCUAUGACGACUCCGGGAUUGUGACCAUCGAGACGGACAAACCUCUGCUGUGGACAAUGGCUAUCAAGAGCUAAGAUCAGCUACAGCUGCCUUUUCUGAUCUGACACGACUCAAAUUACUACAAAAUUUCACUGAAUUAAGACAGGAAAGCUGCUGCAUGAUGGAAGCAGGCACUGAUUUUCUGUAUUGAAUGAAAAAGAAGUCUGAAAUAAAAGUCACUUGAGAUUGAAUCAAAA